AUGAGGAUGGAAAGUAGUGAAGAAGAAGAUGAUUUUCCAUGUAUUGAAAGUGUUACUCCACAGUCUAAGAUCGACUCCCUUUACCAGUCCAACACUGAAAAAGGAAUCAGGAAAAUCUGUUUUGAGCUUUUGGAUUUGAAGGAUGCGGUAGAGAACCUGUGUGGUAAUACUCGAACAAAGUGCUUGGCCUUCUUGAGAUUGUCUGAGGAAGUUGUGGAAACAGAACACGAGCUCAAUGAGCUUAGAAAGCAUAUAUCCGCCCAGGGGAUUCUUGUUCAAGAUCUCAUGAAUGGUGUACGCAGAGAAUUGGAUGAAUGGAGCCGAGCUAGUGGUGAUAUCCAAGAAGCUAAUGAAAGUUCCCGAAGCUCUGAUUAUGAUGAUACUUUCAUAAAUGACAUGGAAGAUGAAAACGUGUUAUUCUUGGAAAAUAUUGAUGUUCUUCUGGCUGAGCACAAGAUUGAUGAAGUAAUAGAUGCAAUAGAUGCUAAAGAAAGAAGUCAUCCUGAGCUGAAAAGUUCAGGAGACACUUCAUCUACUGAACCAUCAUCUUUUAAAUCUGCUUUGUCUAAAAGAAAAAAGAUGCUUGAGAAUCAGCUGGUUGAGAUCACUGAACGACCCUCAAUUGGCAUUGUCGAACUUAAGAAGGCCUUGUCUGAUUUGCUCAAGCUCGGGAAAGGUUCUUUGGCACAUCAGCUACUUGUUAAGUCGUACAGAUCUCGUCUCCAGAAAAGUAUUGAGGCUUUCCUCCCCCUUUGUCCUUGUUAUCCCGAGACUUAUUCGGCCACAGUAUCUAACCUUGUAUUCUCUACCAUUUCUUUGACUACUAAGGAAUCCAGUGCGAUGUUUGGUGACAAUCCUGUUUAUAGCAACAGAAUUAUUCAGUGGGCAGAAAGGGAAAUUGAAUACUUUGUGCGGUUGGUUAAAGAACAUGCACCGCCUUCUGAUGGAGCUCCUGCUUUACAUGCAGCAAGUGUUUGUGCUCAGGCCAGUCUUAACCACUGUAACGCCUUGGAGAAACAGGGCCUUAAACUGUCAAAAUUACUCUUGGUGCUUUUGAGCCCAUAUAUAGAAGAAGUCCUUGAGUUGAACUUUAUACGAGCCAGGAAAGCGGUUCUUGAUGCUUCAAGUGAUGAAGGGAAACCAUUGUCACCUCGCUUUGCAUCUCCUUUAUCUACAUUUGCAACUACAUCUGAUACUCUGCUUAUUGAAAGUGGAAUGAGAUUCAUAUAUGUAGUCAAAGAAAUAGUGGAGAAGCUCACCCAGUUAGUCAUUCUACAUUUUGGAGCUAAUAUAUUGACCAGAAUUUCACGACUUUUUGACAAGUAUGUGGAUUCACUGAUUAAAGCUCUACCUGGUCUUUCUGAGGAUGAUAAUCUCACAGAGCUGAAAGAACCUGUUCCUUUUAGAGCUGAAACAGACUCUGAGCAGCUUGCACUAUUGGGAACUGCAUUUACCAUUGCUGAGGAACUAUUGCCUAUGGUUGUAUCUAGAAUUUGGAAUGUUCUUAAUGAAAGCAAGGAAGUGGGGUCUGAAAAUAUUAUGCCUGCCGCAAACAAUACCGUAGAACUCAAGGACUGGAGGCGUCAACUUCAGCAUUCACUGGACAAACUUAGAGAUAAUUUCUGUCGACAAUAUGUUGUUAAUUUCAUAUACUCAAGAGAUGGCGAUGCACGAUUAGAUGCACAGAUUUAUUUGAGUGGUGUCGGGGAAGAUUCAAUUUGGGACACUGAUCCGCUACCAUCAUUGCCAUUUCAGGCAUUAUUUGGUAAGCUGCAGCAAUUAGCAACUGUGGCAGGAGAUGUUCUUCUAGGAAGAGAGAAGAUACAGAAGGUUUUGCUUGCCAGGCUGACAGAGACUGUGGUAAUGUGGUUGUCUGAUGAACAAGAAUUUUGGAGUGUUCUAGAGGAUGAGUCAGCUCCUCUGCAGGCGCUGGGUCUGCAGCAGUUAAUUCUUGACAUGCACUUCACUGUUGAAAUCGCGAGAUUUGCGGGCUAUCCAUCAAGGCAUGUGCAUCAAAUAUCAUCAGAUAUAAUUGCACGUGCAGUCAGGACGUUUUCUGCCAGGGGCAUAGAUCCACAAAGUGCGCUACCUGAGGACGAAUGGUUCACCGAAACUGCAAAAGGAGCCAUAAACAAGCUUCUCCUAGGUGGUUCUGGAUCAGAUGCAUCUGAGAUUGAUGACGAUCACAUCAUUAUGCAUGAUGGGGGGAUGUCGGACUCUGAUGGAUCGCCUUCUCCCCUCUCUAGUGCAGAUAGUUCUGAGUCAUUUGCUUCAGCACAAAUGGGUGAUUUGGAUAGCCCUGUGUAUUUAUCUGAUCCUGAGAGUUGAAACAAUGCUGUCUAUUGUCUAAUUACUUCCCAGUGACUUGCAUUUAGAUGUACCAAAGAAAAAGAGUGACUUGCAUAGAAGUUGUAUCUGUUGCAAGUGAUGUGUUAGGUUAGGAUGGUAGGAGAAACGCUGUACUUGUUAUUUCCCCUGUUCUGUUGUAUCCAAAUAGUAGUAACGUUAUCAAUUAAUUAUUUGGCAUUAAAGGGUUAUCGGCUGCAA
Messenger RNA from Lycium ferocissimum, 2547 nucleotides. RefSeq names its product exocyst complex component EXO84C. NCBI's taxonomy places the organism in Eukaryota, Viridiplantae, Streptophyta, Magnoliopsida, Solanales, Solanaceae. Gene Ontology annotation, biological process: exocytosis; Golgi to plasma membrane transport; intracellular protein localization. The transcript is spliced from 7 exons. The coding region runs from base 1 to 2328 and encodes 775 amino acids. Gene Ontology annotation, cellular component: exocyst. The record is from RefSeq and is a predicted model, not a curated record.